AUGGCGGUGAUGCAGACGACUUUCCUGCAGUCUCCGUCCAUUUGCCAUUUCUCGGUUUCACCUCCUCCAUCCGUGAAAUUCACCGUCUCUUGUUGCUUGGCUGCGUCGCCGGCGACGCUGAGUGUGGACAUCGACAAGAAGCCUUCAGAGAGAAAUGAAGUGCGCUUGGGAUUGCCGAGCAAGGGCCGAAUGGCCACCGAUACUCUCGAUCUUCUCAAGGAUUGUCAAUUGUCAGUAAGACAAUCAAAUCCACGGCAGUAUGUGGCGGAAAUUCCUCAGAUUUCAAAUUUGGAAGUUUGGUUUCAACGCCCAAAAGAUGUUGUGAGAAAGCUGGUAUCCGGAGAUUUGGACCUUGGAAUUGUUGGUUUGGAUACUGUAACGGAAUAUGGACAGGGCAAUGAAGAUCUCGUUAUCGUCCAUGAUGCCCUGGACUAUGGAGAUUGCCGUUUAUCUGUAGCGAUUCCCAAUUAUGGCAUAUUUGAGAAUAUAAAUUCUUUGAAAGAGCUUGCUCAGAUGCCGCAGUGGACUCCUGAGAGACCUCUAAGAGUAGCUACUGGUUUCACAUAUUUGGGUCCUAAGUUUAUGAAGGAGAAUGGACUGAGUUAUGUGACAUUUUCAACUGCUGAUGGAGCUCUAGAAGCAGCUCCGGCAAUGGGAAUUGCCGAUGCUAUCGUGGACCUCGUGAGCAGUGGGACCACGUUGAAAGAGAAUAAUUUGAAAGAAAUCGAAGGUGGAGUUAUCUUGGAAAGUCAGGCUGUGCUUGUUGCAAGCAGGAAGUCAUUAAUCCGGCAAAAAGGUGUGCUUGAUAUAACACAUGAGAUGCUUGAAAGAUUUGAAGCUCAUUUAAAGGCCGUUGGUCAGUUCACGGUGACGGCCAACAUGAGGGGAAGCAGUGCGGAGGAAGUGGCUGAACGAGUCCUAAGCCAACCUUCGUUAUCGGGGUUGCAGGGACCCACUGUUAGCCCAGUUUUCUGUAAGAACAAUGGGAAUGUGGCAGCAGAUUAUUUUGCUGUAGUCAUCUGUGUGCCGAAGAAAGUACUUUACGAAUCUGUUCAGCAGCUGAGGAAGAUUGGAGGCAGUGGGGUCCUUAUUUCACCUCUGACAUACAUCUUCGAUGAGGAAACUCCGAGGUGGCGCCAGCUUCUUUCCAACUUGGGCCUCUGA
Messenger RNA from Striga hermonthica, 1164 nucleotides. The record is from the annotation of a GenBank genome assembly. NCBI's taxonomy places the organism in Eukaryota, Viridiplantae, Streptophyta, Magnoliopsida, Lamiales, Orobanchaceae.